Molecule: messenger RNA, 1803 nt
Organism: Folsomia candida
Lineage: Eukaryota; Metazoa; Arthropoda; Collembola; Entomobryomorpha; Isotomidae
Product: cytochrome P450 3A31
Exons: 17
Coding region: 94-1713 (539 amino acids)
Molecular function (GO): monooxygenase activity; iron ion binding; heme binding
Source: RefSeq, a predicted model, not a curated record
UGUGUGUUUCCCACUCGAUUGGCAGAAUAUCUGCGGCCAGGUUCAAGAAUAAUCGAGUGAGUGUGUAAGAAGUCGAAAGUUUGUUACUAAAAAAUGGAAUUGUUGGGGUUUCAAGUCUCCACUUUUCCCGUCCUGUUGACGCUUUUUCUGGCCGGCCUGACGUAUUUUAUAUGGAGUCGGAAGAGGAUUCUGAACCAAUGGAGUGGAAUGGGAAUACCAGGACCAAAGCCUGACUUCUGGAUGGGAAAUGCUAAGCAGCUUACCUACGGACGUGUGGACACGCUCGGAGUGUUGACAGAGUGGCGACAGCAAUACGGUCGGGUGGUCGGUUAUUAUAUUGGUCUCCGUCCUCAAAUGCAAAUCACAGAUGCCGACAUUGUGAAAGAAAUAUUUCUGAAGCAGUUUUCAAACUUUGUCAACCGUCCGGACGCUCAGGGUGAAACUGAACACAACCUAGCUCGACUUCGCGAUAACGAAUGGAAGGAAAAUCGACGCGUUCUAAAUCCAUCCUUCACCACGAAAAAGCUCAAAUCCCUCGCGGUUAUGAUGAACAAGGUGGAGGACGUGUUGAUGGAAAUUCUGGAUGAGAAGUGCAGUAAAAACGAAGCCCUGCCAGCUUACAAAACAGCUCAAGGCCUUACUUUCCAGAUAAUCACGAAGACGGCCUUCGCGAUGGAUGUAGACUGCCAGCGGAAUGAAAAUGAUCCACUCUACCAAAACAUAAAAGCUUGGCUAAAUUACCCGUUCUCGCCACUAAUAUUUUUGAUACUGAUGUUCCCUGGGUUGAAGCACCUCUUCCGCUUUCUCCUCCGAUUCGAAUCCAGGAACAAGCUUUUUAAGGAUAUGCACCGGCACAUUAAGGGAAUAAUCAAUUUCCGCCGAGCUAACCCUGAGGCCAUGAAGGGAGAGGCAGACUUGAUCGGGCUGAUGAUUGAAGCCUCAGCUGGAAAGCAUGCCAUUGAUCAAACAAAGGAGUUGACGACCAACAUUUUAAAAGAUGACGAUGACCAGACUGACAAUAUAAUAAAGACCAACGUCAAAACGGAGGAAGUAUCAAAAGUGGCUAAGCCAGGAAAAUAUUUGCUGUCCGAUGAGGAAAUUAUGGACAAUUGCAUCCUGUUUUUAAUGGCAGGAUUCGACAGCACUUCGAACACCAUUGCAUUUGCUUUUCACUUGCUGGCAAGAGAGCCAGAAAUUCAAGAGCGUGCUUACAAUGAAAUAGUCUCAGAAAUUGGAGAUUUGCAAGUCAUCACUGCAGAAGACUGCAAAAAAUUGCCCUAUGUGGAACAAAUCAUUUAUGAAACGUUGAGGAUGUACCCUCCUGUGCCAAUAUUCCUGCAUCGGGAGUGCAAGGAGACUGUGACGAUUAAGGGUAUUACCAUUCCAGCCGGCACGGUAGUUGAGACCCCUCCUUGGAUUCUUCACAGGGAUCCCGAAUACUGGCCUGAACCCGACAAAUUUGACCCGGACAGAUUUGCUCCGGAAAAUCAAACUGAAACCCAAAAAUUUGCAUUUGCUCCGUGGGGUUUGGGUCCAAGAAUGUGCAUAGGCGCAAGAUUUGCUCUUAUCGAGGCCACAACUGCGCUUGCCAAAAUUAUUCGAGAAUACAAAAUAAUUCCUUCAGAUAAAUAUAAGGCGGAUAUGAAGGUGCAAGUAAAGUACAUUUUGCUCAAUCCUGCUGAAGAAAUCUAUGUGACAUUGGUCCGGCGAUGAGUUUUAGGGGAUUAUUUAGUGUUAUUUAAAUACAACACAUAAUGUCAUCAUGUACACUGUAGAAAUGUAAUUAAACCUAUUUUGACAGCA